Mus caroli (Ryukyu mouse) is the source of this 1584-nucleotide messenger RNA. Its product is annotated as ubiquitin carboxyl-terminal hydrolase 17-like protein A. The record is from RefSeq and is a predicted model, not a curated record. Gene Ontology annotation, biological process: regulation of apoptotic process; protein deubiquitination. Gene Ontology annotation, cellular component: nucleus; cytosol. Gene Ontology annotation, molecular function: cysteine-type deubiquitinase activity. Lineage: Eukaryota; Metazoa; Chordata; Mammalia; Rodentia; Muridae.
AAACGUCCUUCUGCUCCCUUAGAAGACUCCAGCAAGUUAUUUGAAGAGGUCUUUGGAGACAUGGUGGUUUCUCUUUCCUUCCCAGAAGCAGAUCCAGCCCUAUCAUCUCCUGGUGCCCCAGAGCUGCAUCAGAAUGAAGCUCAGGUGGUGGAGGAGCUAACUGCCAAUGGAAAGCACAGUCUGAGUUGGGAGAGUCCCCAAGGACCGGGAUGCGGGCUCCAGAACACAGGUAACAGCUGUUACCUGAAUGCAGCCCUGCAGUGCUUGACACACACACCACCUCUCGCUGACUACAUGCUGUCCCGGGAGCACAGUCAAACCUGUUGUUCCCCAGAAGGCUGUAAGAUGUGUGCUAUGGAAGCCCAUGUGACCCAGAGUCUCCUACACUCUCACUCAGGGGAUGUCAUGAAGCCCUCCCAGAUUUUGACCUCUGCCUUCCACAAGCACCAGCAGGAAGAUGCCCAUGAGUUUCUCAUGUUCACCUUGGAAACAAUGCAUGAAUCCUGCCUUCAAGUGCACAGACAAUCAGAACCCACCGCUGAGGACAGCUCACCCAUUCAUGACAUAUUUGGAGGCUGGUGGAGGUCUCAGAUCAAGUGUCUCCAUUGCCAGGGUACCUCAGAUACCUUCGAUCCCUUCCUGGACGUCCCGCUGGAUAUCAGCUCAGCUCAGAGUGUAAAUCAAGCCUUGUGGGAUACAGAGAAGUCAGAAGAGCUAUGUGGAGAGAAUGCCUACGACUGUGGUAGGUGUAGACAGAAGACACCAGCUUCCAAGACCCUGCAUGUUCAUAGUGCCCCAAAGGUACUCCUGCUAGUGUUAAAGCGCUUCUUGGGCUUCAUGGGUAACAAGUUGGACAGAAAAAUAAGCUACCCGGAGUUCCUUGACCUGAAGCCAUACCUGUCCCAGCCUACUGGAGGACCUUUGCCUUAUGCCCUCUAUGCCGUCCUGGUCCAUGAAGGUGAGACUUGUCACAGUGGACAUUACUUCUGUUUUGUCAAAGCUGGCCAUGGGAAGUGGUACAAGAUGGAUGAUACUAAAGUCACCAGCUGCGAUGUGACUUCUGUCCUGAAUGAGAAUGCCUAUGUGCUCUUCUAUGUGCAGCAGACCGACCUCAAACAGGUCAGUAUUGACAUGCCAGAGGGCAGAAUACAUGAGGUUCUCGACCCCGAAUACCAGCUGAAGAAAUCCCGGAGAAAAAAGCAUAAGAAGAAAAGCCCUUGCACAGAAGAUGCAGGAGAGCCCUGUGAAAACAGGGAGAAGAGAGCAACCGAAGAAGCCUCCUUAGGGGAGGGGAAAGUGCUUCAGGAAAAGAACCACCAGAAAGCUGGGCAGAACCUCAGGAAUACUGAAGGUGAACUUGAUCUGCCUGCUGAUGCAAUUGUGAUUCACCAUCCCAGAUCCACAGCCAACUGGGGCUGGGAUGCUCCAGACAAGGAGAAUCAAUCCUUGCACAAUGCUGACAGGCUCCUCACCUCUCAGGGCUCUGUGAACACUGGGCAGCUCUGUAGUCAGGGUGGAAGACGAAGAUCGAAGAAGGGGAAGAACAAGAACAAGCAAGGGCAGAGGCUUCUGCUUGUUCGCUAG